GCCGCGCGAGGCAUUCUGGGCCCCCGCGCUCCUGUUGCCGCUGUCGUCUGCGUCUCGCCAUGUCGGGCUCCCCAGUAAAGCGGCAGAGAAUGGAGUCCGCACUGGAUCAGCUCAAGCAGUUCACCACAGUGGUGGCUGACACGGGCGACUUCCACGCUAUUGAUGAGUACAAGCCCCAGGACGCCACCACCAACCCAUCCCUGAUCCUGGCUGCAGCACAGAUGCCCACCUACCAAGCAUUGGUGGAGGAGGCUGUCACCUAUGGGAAGAAGCUGGGCGGGUCACAAGAGGACCAGAUUAAAAAUGCUAUUGAUAAACUUUUCGUGUUGUUUGGAGCAGAAAUACUGAAGAAGAUUCCAGGCCGUGUAUCCACGGAAGUAGAUGCAAGACUCUCCUUUGAUAAGGACGCCAUGGUGGUCCGCGCCAGGCGCCUCAUCGAACUGUACAAGGAGGCUGGAAUUGGCAAGGACAGAAUACUCAUAAAGCUGUCGUCCACCUGGGAGGGUAUCCAGGCUGGAAGGGAGCUGGAGCAGCAGCACGGUAUCCACUGCAACAUGACACUGCUCUUCUCCUUCGCCCAGGCGGUGGCCUGUGCUGAAGCAGGUGUGACACUCAUCUCCCCCUUCGUGGGGCGCAUCCUGGACUGGCAUGUGGCAAACACAGACAAGAAAGCCUAUGAGCCUCUAGAGGACCCUGGAGUCAAGAGUGUCACCAAAAUCUACAACUACUACAAGAAAUUUGGUUAUAAGACCAUUGUCAUGGGUGCUUCCUUCCGCAACACGGGUGAGAUCAAGGCUUUGGCAGGCUGCGACUUUCUCACCAUCUCGCCCAAGCUCCUGGGUGAGCUGCUCAAGGACAGCAGCAAGCUGGUGCCCAUGCUCUCGGCCAAGGCAGCCCAGGCAAGUGACCUGGAGAAGAUACACCUGGAUGAGAAGUCCUUCCGCUGGCUGCACAAUGAGGACCAGAUGGCUGUGGAGAAGCUGUCUGAGGGAAUCCGGAAGUUUGCUGCCGACGCUGUGAAGCUGGAGCGGAUGCUGACUGAGAAAAUGUUCAGUGCAGAGAACGGGAAGUAGCAUGCAUCAGAGCGCAAGGACCCCAGGCCUGUGCUGCCUGUGACUGGAGUCCAGCUGUGCAAGACUGGGAUCGCAGUCGUCAGCAUUCAGGACGGGGGUGGAUCACAGGCUUCUGGUUUUAUGUAAAACUGCCUAACGCAUUAAAGCAGUUGCUUUUCCUAUGUG
Molecule: messenger RNA, 1238 nt
Organism: Octodon degus (degu)
Lineage: Eukaryota; Metazoa; Chordata; Mammalia; Rodentia; Octodontidae
Gene: Taldo1
Product: transaldolase 1
Exons: 8
Coding region: 60-1073 (337 amino acids)
Biological process (GO): pentose-phosphate shunt; carbohydrate metabolic process; pentose-phosphate shunt, non-oxidative branch
Cellular component (GO): intracellular anatomical structure; cytoplasm
Molecular function (GO): transaldolase activity
Source: RefSeq, a predicted model, not a curated record